UGCUGACAAACACAACAACGAGGAAGAGAAUCCCUUCGGAACACUUAAGAAGAGUCCAAUCGACAAUGGAGUAGUUCUGUUUUGGAGUAUUUUUAAAGUUGUGUUAUUAGCUGUAGUACAGCAGACACAGGCAGACAUGUACCGCUGCAUGGCAAGGCUGGUUGAGCAGCGUUGGCAGUGCUCAGUCCGCUGUAUGAGUUCUGUAUCCAUGAAGAGGAGGGCUCUGCGCAGUGCCUUCCCGGUGCUGGAGCAGCCCCUGCAACCCAUCCAGCGACAUGUGUAUGAAGCUAAUCUCCAAAACAGCAACGCCUGCCAUAAGAAGUACAUGGAGUUAACUGAGAAGGUGAGAAAAGGUGGAGGGGCAAACGCCAUAGCCAGACACACGCAGAGAAACAGGAAGUUGCUGGUCAGGGAUCGGCUGCGCCUCCUUUUGGAUGAUGAGGACUUCCUUGAGCUGUCACCAUUCGCUGGUCUGGGUCUGCCGUACGGGGACAUCCCUUCAGCCGGAUGCCUGACUGGCAUUGGCAGGAUCAAUGACCUGUGGUGUGUGUUCAUUGCCAACGAUGCCACAGUGAAAGGCGGCACAGCGUAUCCAAUCACAGUGAAGAAGCAGCUACGGGCACAGGAAGUGGCGAUUCAGAAUCGCCUGCCUUGUGUUUACCUGGUCGACUCUGGAGGAGCUUUUCUACCACUGCAGUCAGAGAUCUUUCCUGAUAAGAACCAGGGAGGAAGGACGUUCUAUAACGAAGCCAUCAUGUCUGCCAUGAAGAUCCCACAGGUGUCAGUGGUGUGCGGGUCGUGCACGGCUGGUGGAGCUUACAUUCCCACAAUGGCGGAAGAGGCAGUGAUGGUGAACCGGAUAGGGACCAUAUUUCUGGGAGGACCACCACUUGUCAAGGCCGCCACUGGGGAGGAAGUUACACCAGAGGACUUGGGAGGAGCCAGGCUUCAUGCUGAGGUGAGUGGCUGUGUGGACUAUUUUGCCUGGGAAGAAAAGGAGGCGUAUGAUUACACCAGAAACAUCAUAUCCACCCUCAACUUCCAGCUGCCCGAGGAAAAGGAGGAGAGUGAGGAGGACAUAAAGAAGAGGAAAGCAGAGGAGGAGCCGCUUUAUAGUUCAGAGGAGCUGUUGGGGCUCGCUCCCACGAGUUAUAACUACAGUCUGGAUGUUAAAAUGGUAGUCAGUCGACUGACUGACGGGAGCCGCUUCCAGGAGUUUAAAGCUCGCUAUGGAACCACACUCAUCACUGGCUUCGCAAAGAUCCAUGGCCACUUGGUGGGAAUAGUGGCCAACAAUGGCGAACUGUCAUACCAGGCUGCACUGAAAGGCAGCCAUUUUGUCCAAUUGUGUGACCAGAGAGACAUCCCCCUCCUCUUCCUCCAGAACACAGCACCAGAAGCAGCUCUAACAUUAUCGACAAGACAGGCAGAGAUAAAUAGCAACCGUCUGAAGGCUCAGGGCUCAAUGAUGUCAGCAGUAGCAUGUGCCUCCGUCCCCAAAAUCACAGUGGUGAUAGGUGGCUGCCAUGGUGCUGACAGCUACGCUAUGUGUGGUCGGGCCUUUGACCCUAAUUUCCUGUUCCUGUGGCCCAACGCCAGAGUGGCAAUGACGGCUCCGGGUCACGCGGGCUCUCUGCUUCCCCCUGACAGUGAGCAAGAGGAAGAGAAGAAGAAAUGGGAGGAUGACUUUAACGGGAGGUUAAAGGAGGAGAGCUCAGCUUUCUUCUCCUCCAGCAGACUCUGGGACGAUGGAGUCAUUCUGCCUCAGGACACCAGGAAGGUUCUCAGACACUGCUUGGACAUCAUCAAACAGCAGCAGUAUCAGCUGUCCACAGAGAAACUGCAAUCGGCACUUCUGCGUAUGUAGAGGCCUCUUUCUUCACCUCACUUCCUCUGGAAACUACGAACAACUGUGCCUUUCUUUGUAAUUAAACUGUUGUAAACUGCUGUACCCAUUGGUCACUUUCACCAAUAUGCGCCAAGAGGAUCCACACCAAACUCUCGCCUGUUUUGUUGUGCCUUGUUUGUUCCUCCACUCACUUACACCACUGUCUUUAGUGCCAUCCACAGCGUUUGCCUGAUGUUUUCUAAAUAAAUCGGUUAAUAUAAGUGCAUUUUUAGUGUCUCUCCCAUAUUUGCCAUGGCCCUUUUUAAACCGGUUGUGACGGGAUGAUGAUGGCAUUAUCCUAAAAGCUGUCCUAAAUUAUCCAAAAAAUGAAGAAAGAGGAAUUGUAGCAGCCCUUGAAGAGAAUCAACAUUCUUUAAAUAACAAAUGCAUGUCUUUGCACACCAUACAGAAAUAUCUGUCCGAAGUGUAACAUGUGAAAUACAGAAGAUUAAUUGCCAAUCGUCUGAUGGACCAAACUUCAUUAAAGGUUUUAGAGAGUUCUCAGAUAUUGAACUGUUGGGAGCAGUUCAUAGGAAAUUAUAAACACAAAGGUUCUGUGGCUGCUCUGUAUAUACAUAUGAUAAUAAACACUUCUAUAACAAUA
Molecule: messenger RNA, 2492 nt
Organism: Micropterus salmoides (largemouth bass)
Lineage: Eukaryota; Metazoa; Chordata; Actinopteri; Centrarchiformes; Centrarchidae
Product: methylcrotonoyl-coenzyme A carboxylase 2
Exons: 12
Coding region: 137-1867 (576 amino acids)
Biological process (GO): L-leucine catabolic process
Cellular component (GO): methylcrotonoyl-CoA carboxylase complex; mitochondrion
Molecular function (GO): methylcrotonoyl-CoA carboxylase activity
Source: RefSeq, a predicted model, not a curated record